Macadamia integrifolia is the source of this 1745-nucleotide messenger RNA. RefSeq names its product katanin p60 ATPase-containing subunit A-like 2. Bases 192 to 1415 code for a protein of 407 amino acids. The record is from RefSeq and is a predicted model, not a curated record. NCBI's taxonomy places the organism in Eukaryota, Viridiplantae, Streptophyta, Magnoliopsida, Proteales, Proteaceae. Gene Ontology annotation, molecular function: ATP hydrolysis activity; ATP binding. The transcript has 11 exons.
GUUGUGACAAUCUUGUUGUCAAUGAUUGGAUCAGUUACAACUUCGACCUUCUUAAUUUUCUUCUUACACAGUUACGCAACACACAAACUGUUGUCCGUGGACUCGUGGAGAGACACUCCGACUGUGACCGAAUUUCCUAUAAUUUCUCCCUUUCUCCGACGGGGAGAGAGAGAGAGAGAGAGCUAACGGCAAUGGCGGACGAGCCUUCUCUUACUCGCUGGUCAUUCGAGGAUUUCAAUACGUUUUAUGAUGCGAAAUUUGGGACGAAAAGGGUGCCUGAGCAGAAGGAUGCUGCCUUGCGUAAUCAGACUACAGAUAACAGUGGAAGUUCUUUGAAUGGGUCAAUUAGUGGGAAUGGAAGCGCAAGAAACACAUCUGACAUGGCCAUAUACGAGCAGUUUCAGAAUCGGGAGAAGCAGAGCACACCGCAGCUCAAUGGAGUUUCUAAUGACAGAGUUAAUGAAAAACCGCAGAAACCACUAUUUCCGCCUUUUGAGUCUGUAGAAAUGCGUGCAUUAGCAGAGAGUUUAUGUAGGGAUAUAAUUUGUGGUAGUCCAGAUGUAAAGUGGGAAAGCAUCAAGGGAUUGGAGAAUGCCAAAAGACUUCUUAAAGAAGCAGUUGUCAUGCCAAUAAAGUAUCCCAAGUACUUUACUGGUCUUCUAUCACCAUGGAAAGGUAUUCUACUUUUCGGUCCUCCAGGAACAGGGAAGACUAUGCUUGCCAAGGCUGUUGCAACUGAAUGUAGGACCACCUUUUUCAAUAUUUCAGCAUCAUCUGUUGUUAGCAAAUGGCGUGGUGAUUCAGAGAAGUUAGUGAAAGUUUUAUUUGAACUGGCUAGACACCAUGCACCAUCAACCAUAUUUCUUGAUGAGAUUGAUGCUAUCAUUAGUCAACGUGGUGAAGGUCGCAGUGAACAUGAAGCAAGUCGGCGUUUGAAAACUGAGCUCCUAAUACAGAUGGAUGGUUUGAUGAGGACAGAUGAACUUGUUUUUGUUUUGGCUGCGACAAACCUUCCUUGGGAACUGGAUGCAGCUAUGCUUCGGCGCCUUGAGAAACGGAUCCUCGUUCCUCUCCCGGAGCCAGAAGCAAGAAGAGCAAUGUUAGAGGAACUCUUGCCAUCAGUACCUGGUGAAGAGGAGGUACCAUAUGAUCUCCUGGUAGAGAGCACAGAAGGUUAUUCAGGGUCAGAUAUCCGGUUGCUCUGCAAGGAGGCUGCCAUGCAGCCCCUGAGGCGGGUAAUGGUGCUUCUGGAAGAAAAGCAAGAAGUGGUGCCUGAGGAGGAAUUACCAAAGGUUGGUCCAAUCAGGCAUGAAGAUAUUAAAAUUGCUUUGAAGAAUACUAGACCGUCAGCUCAUCUCCAUGUGCACCGUUAUGAGAAGUUUAAUGCUGAUUAUGGCAGCCAAAUUCUUCGGUGAUGACAGAAAUAAGAAAUUUAGAAUGGUACCAGAGGGUGUGAUUGUUUUUGCUGGAUUAUUUCCAUGAAGUCAGGGUUUGAGGAAAACUCCAGAAUUGUUGAAUCAUCUCACAAAAGUCACACAUUGGUACUGGAAAUUUGAAGCUGCAUCUUUCUUCAUAUUGCUCCCUAAUUUUUCAUUUUUCCAUUUUCCAUUUUCAUAUACCAUAGAUUUUUCAUGCAAAGAAGUGAACUUUUUAGGGGGUGAGUGCAUAUGUGAAUAAGCAGAAUAACAACUCCGAAAAUGAUUGUGAACAAGCAGAAUAAGAACUCGAAAACAAUUCUUUCAUUA